This is a messenger RNA of Lipotes vexillifer (Yangtze River dolphin), 1746 nucleotides long. It is a transcript of the gene KMT5A, whose product is annotated as lysine methyltransferase 5A. The record is from RefSeq and is a predicted model, not a curated record. The coding region runs from base 1 to 969 and encodes 322 amino acids. Lineage: Eukaryota; Metazoa; Chordata; Mammalia; Artiodactyla; Lipotidae. Gene Ontology annotation, biological process: regulation of transcription by RNA polymerase II; regulation of DNA damage response, signal transduction by p53 class mediator. Gene Ontology annotation, cellular component: polytene chromosome; nucleus. Gene Ontology annotation, molecular function: transcription regulator activity; histone H4K20 methyltransferase activity; protein binding. The transcript is spliced from 7 exons.
AUGGUGGAGCGGAGGGGCCCGGGGAGGCCCCGCACCAACGGGGAGAAUGUAUUUACCGGGCAAUCAAAGAUCUAUACCUACAUGAGCCCGAACAAAUGCUCUGGAAUGCGUUCCCCCCUUCAGGAAGAGAACUCAGUUGCACAUCACGAAGUCAAAUGCCAGGGGAAGCCGUUAGCCGGAAUCUACAGGAAACGCGACGAGAAGAGAAACUCUGGGAAUGCAAUACGAAGCUCCAUGAAGGCUGAGGAACAGAAGAUCAAAGACGCCAGGAGAGGUCCCCUGGCCCCUUUUCCAAACCAAAAAUCUGAAGCAACAGAACCUCCCAAAACCCCGACCUCGUCUUGUGAUUCUCCCAAUGCAGCUGCUGCCAAGCAAGCCCUGAAAAAGCCCGUUAGGGCCAAACAGGCUCCCAGGAAAAAAGCUCAAGGAAAAACGCAGCAGAAUCGUAAGCUCACAGAUUUCUACCCUGUUCGAAGGAGCUCCAGGAAGAGCAAAGCUGAGCUGCAGUCUGAAGAAAGGAAAAGAAUAGACGAAUUGAUUGAAAGUGGGAAAGAAGAAGGAAUGAAGAUUGACCUCAUUGACGGCAAAGGCAGGGGCGUGAUCGCCACCAAGCAGUUCUCCCGGGGCGAGUUUGUGGUGGAAUACCACGGGGACCUCAUCGAGAUCACUGACGCCAAGAAGCGGGAGGCUCUGUACGCGCAAGACCCCUCCACGGGCUGCUACAUGUACUAUUUUCAGUAUCUGAGCAAAACCUACUGCGUGGAUGCAACCAGAGAGACAAAUCGCCUGGGAAGACUGAUCAAUCACAGUAAAUGUGGGAACUGCCAAACCAAACUGCACGACAUCGAUGGCGUGCCUCACCUCAUCCUCAUUGCCUCUCGCGACAUCGAGGCUGGGGAGGAGCUCCUGUACGACUAUGGGGACCGCAGCCGGGCUUCCAUCGAAGCCCACCCCUGGCUGAAGCAUUAACCCCACGGCCCUGCCCCUCCCCCCUCCCUUCUUCAAUGGACAAAGUGCCCUCAAAGGGAAUUGACUUUUUUUUUUUUUUUACACAUUUAAUCUUAGCAGAUUACUUCAGAUGUUUUUAAAAAAGUAUAUUAAGAUGCCUUUUCACUGUAGUAUUUAAAUAUCUGUUACAGGUUUCCAAGGUGGACUUGAACAGAUGGCCUUAUAUUACCAAAACUUUUAUAUUCUGGUUGUUUUUGUACCUUUUUUGCAUACAAGUCGAACGUUUGUGCUUCCCGUGCAUGCAGUCAAAGACUCAGCACAGGUUUUAGAGGAAAGAGUCGAACAUGAACUAGGAAGCUGCGCGACGCGCCUGCGUCCACCCGAGGAGCCGGGACUCCCUCCCCUCCUCAGCCCCGAUGUCCCAGUGCCAGGCGGGUGCGAGGAAGAGCUGCCUCCCCACGGCCUGGACGGGAUGUUCCCAAGCUCUUGUUUUCCUGACAUCUCGACAGGCGCACAUGGAAGUGUAUGAAUAUUUUUUAAAAAGGUUUCACAGUAAGAUAGUCUUCCCCUCUGCUUUCUCGAAAGCUUACUGACCCGGUGGCUCAUGGGCCGGGCCUAGAUUUACUCUUCCACGGGCUGCCGCUUUUCUGGGCACCUCGAAGCAUCAGGGCGGGGAAUCAAAGCAGACGUGGGCAGGAACAAGCACUGCUUACCUAGCCCUGCCGGGCAGGGGUUCCCGAAACUGGGUUAAUUUCUUUAUAGAAAUGUGAACACUGAGCUUAUUUUAAAAAAAAUAAU